Molecule: messenger RNA, 17051 nt
Organism: Scomber japonicus (chub mackerel)
Lineage: Eukaryota; Metazoa; Chordata; Actinopteri; Scombriformes; Scombridae
Gene: ahnak
Product: AHNAK nucleoprotein
Exons: 6
Coding region: 46-16071 (5341 amino acids)
Biological process (GO): regulation of RNA splicing
Cellular component (GO): nucleus; cytoplasm; costamere
Source: RefSeq, a predicted model, not a curated record
GCUAAUAUCAAAGGAUCAAAAUUCAAAGUGCCAUCAAAAAUCUCCAUGCCAGGUGUAGAUUUAAGUGUCAAAGGUUCAAAACUUAAGGGUGAUAUGGAUAUCUCAACUCCAAAGAUAGAAGGAGACAAAAAAACACCUGAAGUUGACAUCAAAUUAAAAAGUCCUAAAGUCAAAGGUGAUGUAGAUGUUUCAGUUCCAAACAUUGAAGGGGAUAUAAAAGCUCCAGGGGUGGAUGUUGAAGGACUGGAUAUGGAUAUUGAGGGCCAUAAGAGUGGAUUUAAAAUGCCAAAAUUCAAAAUGCCAUCAUUUGGCUUGAAAGGUCCAAAAGUGGAAGGACCAGAAGUUGAUGUAAACCUUCCCAAAGCAAACAUUGACACAAAAGCACCUGACAUUGAUGUGAAAGUACCAGAAGUUGACAUCAGAGGAGCUGAUGCAAGGCUAAAAGAUCCCAAAUUCAACAUGCCAACUAUUUCAGGACCAGAAAUCUCCAUGCCAGAUGUGGGUAUCAAUCUGAAAGGUCCCAAACUCAAAGGUGAUGUGAAUGUGUCAGCUUCAAAGAUAGAGGGAGACAUAAAAACACCUGAUAUUGACAUCAAAGGUCCAGAAGUAAAUAUUCAAGGGCCAAAGGGAGGAUUUGAAAUGCCAAAGAUCAAAAAGCCCUCAUUUAAUAUUAAAGGUCCAAAAAUGGAGGGUCCAGAUGUAGAUCUCAACCUUCCCAAAGCUAACAUUGAUGUCAAAGCACCUGACGUUGAAGUUAAAGGGCCAGAGGUUGACAUUGAAGGACCAAAUGCAAAACUAAAAGGAUCCAAAUUCAAUAUGCCAACCAUUUCAGGACCGAAGCUUUCCAUGCCAGAUGUGGAUUUUAAUCUGAAAGGCCCCAAACUCAAAGGUGGUGUGGAUGUGUCAGCUCCAAAGAUAGAGGGAGACAUAAAAACACCUGAUAUUGACAUCAAAGGGCCAAAGGUUGAUAUUGAAGGGCCAAAGGUUGACAUUGAAGGACCUGACGCUAAACUCAAAGGACCCAAAUUCAACAUGCCCACCAUUUCAGGACCGAAACUUUCCAUGCCAGAUGUCGAUUUUAAUCUGAAGGGUCCCAAAGUCAAAGGUGAUGUGGAUGUGUCUGCUCCAAAGAUUGAGGGAGACAUAAAAACACCUGAUUUUGACAUCAAAGGGCCAAAGGUUGACAUUGAAGGGCCAAAAGGUGGAUUCGAAAUGCCAAAGAUCAAAAUGCCAUCAUUUGGCUUGAAAGGAAAACAAGUGGAGGGUCCAAAUGUUGAUGUUAACCUUCGCAAAGGUAACAUUGAUGUUAAAGCACCUGACGUUGACAUUAAAGCUCCAGAAAUCGACAUUGAAGGCCCUGAUGCAGAAAUCAAAGGACCCAAGCUCAAGAUGCCAUCCAUAAAAGGACCAAAGAUGCCUGAUUUUGACAUUAAACUAAAAGGUCCUAAAGUUGAAGGAGAUGUGGAUGUUUCAGUUCCAAACAUUGAAGGAGAUAUAAAAGGUCCGGGGGUGGAUGUUGAAGGACUAGAUGUGGACAUUGAGGGCCACAGAAGUGGAUUUAAAAUGCCAAAAUUCAAAAUGCCAUCAUUUGGCUUGAAAGGUCCAAAAGUGGAAGGACCAGAAGUUGAUGUAAACCUUCCCAAAGCUAACAUUGACGUGACAGCACCUGCCAUUGAUGUGAAAGUACCAGAAGUUGACAUUGAAGGGCCUGACGCAAAACUCAAAGGUCCCAAAUUCAACAUGCCAACUAUUUCAGGACCGAAACUUUCCAUGCCAGAUGUCGAUUUUAAUCUGAAGGGUCCCAAAGUCAAAGGUGAUGUGGAUGUGUCUGCUCCAAAGAUUGAGGGAGACAUAAAAACACCUGAUUUUGACAUCAAAGGGCCAAAGGUUGACAUUGAAGGGCCAAAGGGAGGAUUUGAAAUGCCAAAGAUCAAAAUGCCAUCAUUUGGCUUGAAAGGAAAACAAGUGGAGGGUCCAGAUCUUGAUUUAAACCUUCCCAAAGCUAACAUUGACAUAAAAGCACCGGAAGUUGACAUUAAAGCUCCAGAAAUUGACAUUGAAGGCCCUGAUGCAGAAAUCAAAGGACCCAAGCUCAAGAUGCCAUCCAUCAAAGGACCAAAGAUGCCUGAUUUUGACAUUAAACUAAAAGGUCCUAAAGUCGAAGGAGAUGUGGAUGUUUCAAUUCCAAACAUUGAAGGAGAUAUAAAAGGUCCAGGGGUCGAUGUUGAAGGACUAGAUGUGGACAUUGACGGACAUAAAGGUGGAUUUAAAAUGCCGAAAUUCAAAAUGCCAUCAUUUGGCCUGAAAGGUCCAAAAGUGGAAGGACCAGAAUUUGAUGUAAACCUUCCCAAAGCUAACAUUGACGUGACAGCACCUGCCAUUGAUGUGAAAGUACCAGAAGUUGACAUUGAAGGGCCUGACGCAAAACUCAAAGGUCCCAAAUUCAACAUGCCAACUAUUUCAGGACCGAAACUUUCCAUGCCAGAUGUCGAUUUUAAUCUGAAGGGUCCCAAAGUCAAAGGUGAUGUGGAUGUGUCUGCUCCAAAGAUUGAGGGAGACAUAAAAACACCUGAUUUUGACAUCAAAGGGCCAAAGGUUGACAUUGAAGGGCCAAAGGGAGGAUUUGAAAUGCCAAAGAUCAAAAUGCCAUCAUUUGGCUUGAAAGGAAAACAAGUGGAGGGUCCAGAUCUUGAUUUAAACCUUCCCAAAGCUAACAUUGACAUAAAAGCACCGGAAGUUGACAUUAAAGCUCCAGAAAUUGACAUUGAAGGCCCUGAUGCAGAAAUCAAAGGACCCAAGCUCAAGAUGCCAUCCAUCAAAGGACCAAAGAUGCCUGAUUUUGACAUUAAACUAAAAGGUCCUAAAGUCGAAGGAGAUGUGGAUGUUUCAAUUCCAAACAUUGAAGGAGAUAUAAAAGGUCCAGGGGUCGAUGUUGAAGGACUAGAUGUGGACAUUGACGGACAUAAAGGUGGAUUUAAAAUGCCGAAAUUCAAAAUGCCAUCAUUUGGCCUGAAAGGUCCAAAAGUGGAAGGACCAGAAGUUGAUGUAAACCUUCCCAAAGCUAACAUUGACGUGACAGCACCUGCCAUUGAUGUGAAAGUACCAGAAGUUGACAUUGAAGGACCUGACGCAAAACUCAAAGGUCCCAAAUUCAACAUGCCAACUAUUUCAGGACCGAAACUUUCCAUGCCAGAUGUCGAUUUUAAUCUGAAGGGUCCCAAAGUCAAAGGUGAUGUGGAUGUGUCUGUUCCAAAGAUUGAGGGAGACAUAAAAACACCUGAUUUUGACAUCAAAGGGCCAAAGGUUGAUAUUGAAGGGCCAAAGGGAGGAUUUGAAAUGCCAAGGAUCAAAAUGCCAUCAUUUGGCUUGAAAGGAAAACAAGUGGAGGGUCCAGAUGUUGAUGUAAACCUUCCCAAAGCUAACAUUGAUGUCAAAGCACCUGACGUUGAAAUUAAAGGGCCAGAGGUUGAUGUUGAAGGACCAAAUGCAAAACUAAAAGGACACAAAUUUAACAUGCCCACCAUUUCAGGACCGAAACUUUCCAUGCCAGAUGUGGAUUUCAAUCUGAAAGGCCCCAAACUCAAAGGUGAUGUGGAUGUGUCAGCUCCAAAGAUAGAGGGAGACAUAAAAACAUCUGAUAUUGAUAUCAAAGGGCCAAAAGUUGAUAUUGAAGGGCCAAAGGGUGGAUUUGAAAUGCCAAAGAUCAAAAUGCCAUCAUUUGGUCUGAAAGGUCCAAAAGUGGAAGUUCCAGAUGUUGAUGUAAACCUUCCCAAAGCUAACAUUGAUGUCAAAGCACCUGAUGUUGAUAUUAAAGGGCCAGAGGUUGACAUUGAAGGACCAAAUGCAAAACUGAAAGGACCCAAAUUUAACAUGCCCACCAUUUCAGGACCGAAACUUUCCAUGCCAGAUGUGGAUUUCAAUCUGAAAGGCCCCAAACUCAAAGGUGAUAUGGAUGUGUCAGCUCCAAAGAUAGAGGGAGACAUAAAAACACCUGAUAUUGACAUCAAAGGGCCAAAGGUUGAUAUUGAAGGGCCAAAGGAGGUUGAUGUUGAAGGACCAAAUGCAAAACUAAAAGGACCCAAAUUUAACAUGCCCACCAUUUCAGGACCGAAACUUUCCAUGCCAGAUGUGGAUUUCAAUCUGAGAGGCCCCAAACUCAAAGGUGAUGUGGAUGUGGGAGGUCCAAAAAUUGAGGGGGACAUAAAAACACCUGAUAUUGAUAUCAAAGGGCCACAGGUUGAUAUUGAAGGGCCAAAGGGAGGAUUUGAAAUGCCAAAGAUCAAAAUGCCAUCAUUUGGCCUGAAAGGUCCAAAAGUGGAAGCUCCAGAUGUUGAUGUAAACCUUCCCAAAGCUAACAUUGAUGUCAAAGCACCUGACAUUGAAAUUAAAGGGCCAGAGGUUGAUGUCGAAGGACCAAAUGCAAAACUAAAAGGACCCAAAUUUAACAUGCCCACCAUUUCAGGACCGAAACUUUCCAUGCCAGAUGUGGAUUUCAAUCUGAAAGGCCCCAAACUCAAAGGUGAUGUGGAUGUGUCAGCUCCAAAGAUCAAGGGAGACAUUAAAACACCUGAUAUUGACAUAAAAGGUCCUAAUGUUGAUUUUAAAUCACCAGAGGGACAUCUUUCUGGGCCAAAAGUCAAGUUACCAAAAAUGUCUGGAUCCAAAAUAUCGUUGCCAGAUGUUGACAUCAAUCUGAAGGGUCCAAAAUUAAAGGGUGAUAUGGAAGGUGAUAUUCAAUUACCGAAAGCUGAACUUGAGGGACUCGAUGUGACCGCUGAUGUUCCAGAUAUUGGCACAAAGAAAUCAAAAUUUAAAAUGCCAAAGUUUGGAUUUAAAAGUCCAAAGGCAAAGGCCCCAGAAACUGAUGUGAAACUGGCACAAGGAGACAUUAGCAUCAAAGGGAAGACUGGGAGUUGCGAAGGUCUUGAUGCUGACCUUAGUUUGUCUGGCCAGAAAGGAAAAGGAUCCAAAUUCAAGAUACCAAAAUUUGGUUUCAAAGGACCAAAGGUUGAAAUGCCAGAUGUUGAUAUUAACCUUUCCAAAACCGGAGGUGAUGUUAAAGUUCCAGAUGUUGACAUUGAAGGACCAGAUGUUGACAUUGACAGUCCUAGUGGUAAAAUCAAGGGACCAAAAUUCAAGAUGCCCAAUAUCUCAGGACCAAAAAUCUCCAUGCCAGAUGUGGAUUUGAAUCUUAAAGGCCCAAAGUUCAAAGGAGAUGUGGAUGUAUCAGCUCCAAAGAUUGAAGGAGACAUAAAGGCACCUGGCUUGGACAUCAAAGGUCCAGAGGUUGAUAUUGAAGGGCCAAAGGGAGGAUUUGAGAUGCCUAAAAUCAAAAUGCCAUCUUUUGGCAUCAAGACUCCUAAUGUUGAAGGUCCAGAUGUUGCAAUUGAUCUUCCAAAAGCUGACAUUAAAGUUAAAACACCUGAAAUUGACAUUAAAGCUCCAGAUGUUGAAGUUGAAGGUCCUGAUGCAAAAUUGAAAGGACCCAAAUUAAAAAUGCCAUCCAUAUCAGUACCCAAGAUGCCAGAAUGGGAUAUCAAUCUGAAAGGACCCAAGCUGAAGGGAGACAUGAAUGUUACAGGUCCAAAGAUGGAGGGUGAUAUAGAGGUUCCUAAAGCAGACAUUGAAGUACCAGAUAUUGACAUUACAAGCCCCAGUGGUAAAAUGAAAGCCCCAAAAAUAAAAAUGCCAAGCAUUUCCGGGCCUAAAAUUUCCUUACCAGAUGUGGAUUUCAAUCUGAAAGGCCCCAAACUCAAAGGUGAUGUGGAUGUGUCAGCUCCAAGGAUAGAGGGAGACAUAAAAACACCUGAUAUUGACAUCAAAGGGCCGAAAGUUGAUAUUGAAGGGCCAAAGGGAGGAUUUGAAAUGCCAAAGAUCAAAAUGCCUUCAUUCAACAUUAAAGGGCCAAAGGUAGAGGGUCCAGAUGUGGAUCUAAACAUUCCUAAGGCUAAUGUUGAUGUCAAAGCACCUGAAUUUGAUGUCAAAGUCCCAAAGGUUGAUGUUGAAGGUCCUGAUGCAAAUAUCAAGGGACCGAAAUUCAAAGUUCCAACCAUUUCAGGACCAAAAAUCUCCAUGCCAGAUGUGGAUUUCAAUCUGAAAGGUCCCAAACUCAAAGGUGAUGUGGAUGUGUCUCUUCCAAAGGUUGAAGGAGAUAUAAAGGUACCUGACGUGAACAUCAAAGGUCAAGAGGUUGAUAUUGAAGGGCCAAAGGGAGGAUUUGAGAUGCCUAAAAUAAAAAUGCCAUCUUUUGGCAUCAAAAGUCCAAAAGUAGAAGGUUCAAAUGUUGAUGUCAAUCUGCCAAAGGGUGACAUUGAUAUUAAAGGUCCUGAAUUAAACAUCAAAGGACCAGAUUUGGAUAUUGACAGUCCUAGUGGAAAGAUCAAGGGACCAAAGUUCAAGAUGCCACAUAUCUCAGGACCGAAAAUAUCCAUGCCAGAUGUGGAUUUCAAUCUGAAAGGGCCCAAGGUCAAGGGAGAUGUGGAUGUGUCAGCUCCAAAGAUUGAAGGAGACAUAAAGGCACCUGAUUUGGAAAUCAAGGGUCCAGAGGUUGAUGCUGAAGGACCAAAGGGGGGAUUUGAAAUGCCUAAAAUAAAAAUGCCAUCUUUUGGCUUUAAAGGUCCAAAAGUUGAAGUGCCAGAUGUUGAUGUCAAUCUUCCAAAAGGUGACAUUGAUAUUAAGGGUCCUGCAUUGGACAUCAAAGGACCAGAAGUUGACAUUGACAGUCCUAGUGGAAAGAUCAAGGGACCAAAAUUCAAGAUGCCACAUAUCUCAGGACCAAAAAUUUCCAUGCCAGAUGUGGAUUUCAAUCUGAAAGGUCCCAAACUCAAAGGUGAUGUGGAUAUGUCAGUUCCAAGGGUUGAAGGAGAUCUAUCAGUACCAGACGUUGACAUCAAAGGUCCCCAAGUUGAUAUUGAAGGACCUAAGGGGGGAUUUGAGAUGCCCAAAAUAAAAAUGCCAUCAUUUGGAAUCAAAGGUCCAAAACUAGAGGGUCCAGAUGUUGACAUUAACCUGCCAAAAGCUAACAUUGAUGUUAAGGCCCCAGAAUUUGAUGUUAAAGGGCCAAAGGUUGAUCUCGAAGGCCCUGAUGCAAAACUGAAAGGACCUAAAUUCAAAUUGCCAUCGAUAUCAGGACCCACCAUGCCAGAUUGGGAUAUUAAUCUGAAAGGGCCCAAGGUCAAGGGUGAUAUGGAUGUGUCAGUACCAAAGAUCGAGGGAGACAUAGAGGCUCCUGAAGUUGAUAUUGAGGGGCCAGAUGUUAACAUAGAGGGCCACAAAGGAGGAUUUAAAAUGCCUAAAUUUAAGAUGCCAUCCUUUGGUUUGAAAGGUCCAAAUGUUGAAGGUCCAGAAGUUGAUGUUAACCUUCCAAAAGGUGACAUUGAUAUUGAAGGCCCUGAAUUGGACAUCAAAGGACCCGACAUUGACAUUGACAGUCCUAGUGGAAAGAUCAAGGGACCAAAAUUCAAGAUGCCACAUAUCUCAGGACCGAAAAUUUCAAUGCCAGAUGUGGAUUUCAAUCUGAAAGGUCCCAAACUCAAAGGUGAUGUAGAUGUGUCAGUUCCAAAGGUUGAAGGAGAUGUAACAUUGCCAGAACUUGACAUCAAGGGUCCCAAGGUUGACAUUGAAGGACCUACGGGGGGACUUGAGAUGCCCAAAAUAAAAAUGCCAUCAUUUGGCAUCAAGGGUCCAAAAUUGGAGGGUCCCACCAUGCCAGAUUGGGAUAUUAAUCUCAAGGGGCCCAAGGUCAAGGGAGAUGUGGAUGUUUCAAUGCCAAAGAUUAAAGGUGAUAUGAAAGGCCCUGAAUUGGAUAUCAAAGGACCAGAUGUUGACAUUGACCAUCCUGAAGGAAAAAUCAAGGGACCAAAAUUCAAGAUGCCACAUAUCUCAGGACCAAAACUCUCCAUGCCAGAUGUGGAUUUCAAUCUGAAAGGUCCAAAACUCAAAGGUGAUGUGGAUGUGUCAGUUCCAAAGGUUGAAGGAGACUUAACAGUACCAGACGUUGACAUCAAAGGUCCCAAGGUUGACAUUGAAGGAUCUAAGGGGGGACUUGAAAUGCCCAAAAUAAAAAUGCCAUCAUUUAACAUCAAAGGUCCAAAAUUGGAGGGUCCAGAUGUUGAUAUUAACCUGCCAAAAGCUAACAUUGAUGUUAAGAGCCCAGAAUUUGAUGUUAAAGGGCCAAAGGUUGAUCUCGAAGGCCCUGAUGCAAAACUGAAAGCGCCUAAAUUCAAACUGCCAUCGAUAUCAGGACCCACCAUGCCAGAUUGGGAUAUUAAUUUGAAAGGACCAAAGGUCAAGGGAGAUGUUGAUGUUUCAAUGCCAAAGAUCGAGGGAGACAUAGAGGCUCCUAAAGUGGAUAUUGAGGGACCAGAUGUCAACAUUGAGGGCCACAAAGGAGGAUUUAAAAUGCCUAAAUUUAAGAUGCCAUCUUUUGGCAUGAAAGGUCCAAAUAUUGAAGGUCCAGAUGUUGAUGUCAAUCUUCCAAAAGGUGACAUUGAUAUUAAAGGCCCUGAAUUUGACAUCAAAGGACCAGAUGUUGACAUUGACAGUCCCAGUGGAAAGAUCAAGGGACCAAAAUUCAAGAUGCCACAUAUCUCAGGACCAAAAAUCUCCAUGCCAGAUGUGGAUUUCAAUCUAAAAGGUCCCAAACUCAAAGGUGAUGUGGAUGUGUCAGUUCCAAAGGUUGAAGGAGACCUAACAUUGCCAGAAUUUGACAUCAAGGGUCCAAAAUUGGAGGGUCCAGAUGUUGAUAUCAACCUGCCAAAAGCCAAUAUUGAUGUUAAGGCCCCCAAAUUUGAUGUUAAAGGGCCAAAGGUUGAUCUCGAAGGCCCUGAUGCAAAACUGAAAGGACCUAAAUUCAAACUGCCAUCAAUAUCAGGACCCACCAUGCCAGAUUGGGAUAUUAAUCUGAAAGGGCCCAAGGUGAAGGGCGAUGUGGAUGUUUCAAUGCCAAAGAUCAAAGGAGACAUAGAGGCUCCUAAAGUGGAUAUUGAGGGACCAGAUGUCAACAUUGAGGGCCACAAAGGAGGAUUUAAAAUGCCUAAAUUUAAGAUGCCAUCUUUUGGCAUGAAAGGUCCAAAUAUUGAAGGUCCAGAUGUUGAUGUCAAUCUUCCAAAAGGUGACAUUGAUAUUGAAGGCCCUGAAUUUGACAUCAAAGGACCAGAAGUUGACAUUGACAGUCCCAGUGGAAAGAUCAAGGGACCAAAAUUCAAGAUGCCACAUAUCUCAGGACCAAAAAUUUCCAUGCCAGAUGUGGAUUUCAAUCUAAAAGGUCCCAAACUCAAAGGUGACGUGGAUGUGUCAGUUCCAAAGGUUGAAGGAGACCUAACAUUGCCAGAAUUUGACAUCAAGGGUCCAAAACUGGAAGGUCCAGAUGUUGAUAUCAACCUGCCAAAAGCUAAAAUUGAUGUUAAGGCUCCCGAAUUUGAUGUUAAAGGGCCAAAGGUUGAUCUCGAAGGCCCUGAUGCAAAACUGAAAGGACCCAAGUUCAAACUGCCAUCAAUAUCAGGACCCACAAUGCCGGAUUGGGAUAUUAAUUUGAAAGGGCCCAAGGUCAAGGGAGAUGUGGAUGUGUCAAUGCCAAAGAUCAAAGGAGACAUAGAGGCUCCUAAAGUGGAUAUUGAGGGACCAGAUGUCAACAUUGAGGGUCACAAAGGAGGAUUUAAAAUGCCUAAAUUUAAGAUGCCAUCUUUUGGGUUGAAAGGUCCAAAUGUUGAAGUUCCAGACGUUGAUGUCAACCUUCCAAAAGGUGACAUUGAUAUUAAAGGUCCUGAAUUUGACAUCAAAGGACCAGAUGUUGACAUUGACAGUCCUAGUGGAAAGAUCAAGGGACCAAAAUUCAAGAUGCCACAUAUCUCAGGACCCAAAAUCUCCAUGCCAGAUGUGGAUUUCAAUCUGAAAGGUCCCAAACUCAAAGGUGAUGUGGAUGUGUCAGUUCCAAAGGUUGAUGGAGACCUAACAUUGCCAGAUUUUGACAUCAAGGGUCCAAAAUUGGAGGGUGCAGAUGUUGAUCUCAAACUGCCGAAAGCUAAUAUUGAUGUUAAGGCUCCAGAAUUUGAUGUUAAAGGGCCAAAGGUUGAUCUUGAAGGCCCUGAUGCAAAACUGAAAGGACCUAAAUUCAAACUGCCAUCAAUAUCAGGACCCACCAUGCCAGAUUGGGAUAUUAAUCUGAAAGGGCCCAAGGUCAAGGGAGAUGUGGAUGUGUCAGUACCAAAGAUCGAGGGAGACAUAGAGGUUCCUAAAGUGGAUAUUGAGGGACCAGAUGUCAACAUUGAGGGCCACAAAGGAGGAUUUAAAAUGCCUAAAUUUAAGAUGCCAUCUUUUGGUUUGAAGGGUCCAAAUAUUGAAGGUCCAGACGUUGAUGUCAACCUUCCAAAAGGUGACAUUGAUAUAAAAGGCCCUGAAUUGGACAUCAAAGGACCAGAUGUUGACAUUGACAGUCCCAGUGGAAAAAUCAAGGGACCAAAGUUCAAGAUGCCACACAUCUCAGGACCAAAAAUUUCCAUGCCAGAUGUGGAUUUCAAUCUGAAAGGUCCCAAACUCAAAGGUGACGUGGAUGUGUCAGUUCCAAAGAUUGAAGGAGACCUAACAUUGCCAGAACUUGACAUCAAAGGUCCCCAAGUUGAUAUUGAAGGACCUAAGGGGGGACUUGAGAUGCCCAAAAUAAAAAUGCCAUCAUUUGGAAUCAAAGGUCCAAAACUAGAGGGUCCAGAUGUUGAUAUUAACCUGCCAAAAGCUAACAUUGACGUUAAGGCCCCAGAAUUUGAUGUAAAAGGGCCAAAGGUUGAUCUUGAAGGCCCUGAUGCAAAACUGAGAGGACCUAAAUUCAAACUGCCAUCAAUAUCAGGACCCACCAUGCCAGAUUGGGAUAUUAAUCUGAAAGGGCCCAAGGUCAAGGGAGAUGUGGAUGUGUCAGUACCAAAGAUCGAGGGAGACAUAGAGGUUCCUAAAGUGGAUAUUGAGGGACCAGAUGUCAACAUUGAGGGCCACAAAGGAGGAUUUAAAAUGCCUAAAUUUAAGAUGCCAUCUUUUGGCUUGAAGGGUCCAAAUAUUGAAGGUCCAGACGUUGAUGUCAACCUUCCAAAAGGUGACAUUGAUAUAAAAGGCCCUGAAUUGGACAUCAAAGGACCAGAUGUUGACAUUGACAGUCCCAGUGGAAAAAUCAAGGGACCAAAGUUCAAGAUGCCACACAUCUCAGGACCAAAAAUUUCCAUGCCAGAUGUGGAUUUCAAUCUGAAAGGUCCCAAACUCAAAGGUGACGUGGAUGUGUCAGUUCCAAAGAUUGAAGGAGAUCUAACAUUGCCAGAAGUUGACAUCAAAGGUCCCCAAGUUGAUAUUGAAGGACCUAAGGGGGGACUUGAGAUGCCCAAAAUAAAAAUGCCAUCAUUUGGAAUCAAAGGUCCAAAACUAGAGGGUCCAGAUGUUGAUAUUAACCUGCCAAAAGCUAACAUUGACGUUAAGGCCCCAGAAUUUGAUGUAAAAGGGCCAAAGGUUGAUCUUGAAGGCCCUGAUGCAAAACUGAGAGGACCUAAAUUCAAACUGCCAUCGAUAUCAGGACCCACCAUGCCAGAUUGGGAUAUUAAUCUGAAAGGGCCCAAGGUCAAGGGAGAUGUGGAUGUGUCAGUACCAAAGAUCGAGGGAGACAUAGAGGUUCCUAAAGUUGAUAUUGAGGGGCCAGAUGUUAACAUCGAGGGCCACAAAGGAGGAUUUAAAAUGCCUAAAUUUAAGAUGCCAUCCUUUGGCUUGAGAGGUCCAAAUGUUGAAGGUCCAGAUGUUGAUGUCAACCUUCCAAAAGGUGACAUUGAUAUUAAAGGCCCUGAAUUUGACAUCAAAGGACCAGAUGUUGACAUUGACAGUCCUAGUGGAAAGAUCAAGGGACCAAAAUUCAAGAUGCCACAUAUCUCAGGACCAAAAAUUUCCAUGCCAGAUGUGGAUUUCAAUCUAAAAGGUCCCAAACUCAAAGGUGAUGUGGAUGUGUCAGUUCCAAAGGUUGAAGGAGACCUAACAUUGCCAGAAUUUGACAUCAAGGGUCCAAAAUUGGAGGGUCCAGAUGUUGAUAUCAACCUGCCAAAAGCCAAUAUUGAUGUUAAGGCCCCCGAAUUUGAUGUUAAAGGGCCAAAGGUUGAUCUCGAAGGCCCUGAUGCAAAACUGAAAGGACCUAAAUUCAAACUGCCAUCAAUAUCAGGACCCACCAUGCCAGAUUGGGAUAUUAAUCUGAAAGGGCCCAAGGUGAAGGGCGAUGUGGAUGUUUCAAUGCCAAAGAUCAAAGGAGACAUAGAGGCUCCUAAAGUGGAUAUUGAGGGACCAGAUGUCAACAUUGAGGGCCACAAAGGAGGAUUUAAAAUGCCUAAAUUUAAGAUGCCAUCUUUUGGCAUGAAAGGUCCAAAUAUUGAAGGUCCAGAUGUUGAUGUCAAUCUUCCAAAAGGUGACAUUGAUAUUGAAGGCCCUGAAUUGGACAUCAGAGGACCAGAUGUUGACAUUGAUGGUCCUGAUGGAAAGAUCAAGGGACCAAAAUUCAAGAUGCCACAUAUCUCAGGACCAAAACUCUCCAUGCCAGAUGUUGAUUUCAAUCUGAAAGGUCCCAAACUCAAAGGUGAUGUGGAUGUGUCAGUUCCAAAGAUUGAAGGAGACCUGACAUUGCCAGAACUUGACAUCAAGGGUCCCAAGGUUGACAUUGAAGGACCUAAGGGGGGACUAGAGAUGCCCAAAAUCAAAAUGCCAUCUUUUGGCAUCAAGGGUCCAAAAUUGGAGGGUCCAGAUGUUGAUAUUAACCUGCCAAAAGCUAACAUCGAUGUGAAGGCCCCAGAAUUUGAUGUAAAAGGGCCAAAGGUAGAUGUCGAAGGCCCUGAUGCAAAACUGAAAGGAUCCAAGUUCAAACUGCCAUCAAUAUCAGGACCCACCAUGCCAGAUUGGGAUAUUAAUUUGAAAGGGCCCAAGGUCAAGGGAGAUGUGGAUGUUUCAAUGCCAAAGAUCAAAGGAGACAUAGAGGCUCCUAAAGUUGAUAUUGAGGGACCAGAUGUUAACAUCGAGGGCCACAAAGGAGGAUUUAAAAUGCCUAAAUUUAAGAUGCCAUCUUUUGGCUUGAAAGGUCCAAAUGUUGAAGGUCCAGAUGUUGAUGUCAACCUUCCAAAAGGUGACAUUGAUAUUAAAGGCCCUGAAUUUGACAUCAAAGGACCAGAUGUUGACAUUGACAGUCCGAGUGGAAAGAUCAAGGGACCAAAAUUCAAGAUGCCACAUAUCUCAGGACCAAAAAUCUCCAUGCCAGAUAUGGAUUUCAACCUGAAAGGUCCCAAACUCAAAGGUGAUGUGGAUAUGUCAGUUCCAAAGAUUGAAGGAGAUCUAACAGUACCAGACGUUGACAUCAAAGGACCUCAAGUUGAUAUUGAAGGACCGAAGGGGGGACUUGAAAUGCCUAAAAUAAAAAUGCCAUCUUUUGGCAUCAAGGGUCCAAAAUUGGAGGGUCCAGAUGUUGAUAUGAACCUGCCAAAAGCUAAUAUCAAUGUUAAGGCCCCAGAAUUUGACAUUAAAGGACCAAAGGUUGAUGUUGAAGGCCCUGAUGCAAAACUGAAAGGACCUAAAUUCAAAUUGCCAUCAGUAUCAGGACCCACCAUGCCAGAUUGGGACAUUAAUCUGAAAGCGCCCAAAGUCAAGGGAGAUGUGGAUGUGUCAGUCCCAAAGAUUGAAGGAGAAAUAGAGGUUCCUAAAGUGGAUAUUGAGGGACCAGACCUCAAUAUUGAGGGCCACAAAGGAGGACUGAAAAUGCCUAAAUUUAAAAUGCCAUCCUUUGGUUUGAAAGGUCCAAAUGUUGAAGGUCCAGAUGUUGAUGUCAACCUUCCAAAAGGUGACAUUGAUAUUAAAGGCCCUGAAUUUGACUUCAAAGGACCAGAUGUUGACAUUGACAGUCCUAGUGGAAAGAUCAAGGGACCAAAAUUCAAGAUGCCACAUAUCUCUGGACCAAAAAUCUCUAUGCCAGAUGUGGAUUUCAACCUGAAAGGUCCUAAACUCAAAGGAGACAUGGAGACAUCAGUACCAAAGAUUGAAGGGGGCCUAACGGCACCAGAAGUUGAGAUUAAAGGGCCUAAGUUAAAGGGAGAUGUGAAUGUGUCAGUUCCAAAGAGUGAGGGAGGCAUUACAUUUCACAAAGGUGAUAUUGAUGUAGAUGUACCUGAUGUCGACCUUAAGAGGGCAGACAUUGACAUUCAUGGGCCUGAUGCAAAAAUCACAGGGACCAAAUUCAAGAUGCCAUCAAUUUCAGGACCCCACAUUUCUAUGCCAGAUGUAGAUUUCAAUCUUAAAGGUCCUCAUAUCAAAUCUGAUGUGGAUGUUUCUGCUCCAAAGAUUGAAGGAGACAUAACAACACCUGAUGUUGACAUCAAAGGUCGAGCCGUUGACAUUAAAGGGUCCAAAGGUGGAUUUGACAUACCCAAAAUCAAAAUGCCAUCGUUUGGUAUUAAAGGUCCAAAGAUAGAGGGUCCAGAUAUUGACAUAAACCUUCCAAAAUCUAACAUUGAGUUGGAAGCACCUGAUAUCAACCUGAAAGGUCCCAAAGUGAGAGGAGAGUUUGAUGCAUCAAUGCCCAAAUUGGAAGGAAAUGCUAACAUUACAGUGCCCACCAUUAGUAUGGAAGGUGAUUUUGAAAAAACAGGUGUUACAUUUCCCAAAUUCAAAGGUCCAAAGUUUGGGAGGAAAUCACCAGAAAUGGAGGGACCUGAAUCCAUGGUUAAGACACCCAUGUUCAGUGUGGGAACAAAAGGCUCCAAAACAGAAGUUCGUCUUCCCAGUACUGAGGCAAGUCUUGAUGCCCCUGAUAUCGACAUCAAUGUCAAGGGGAAAAAGGGUAAAUUUAAACUUCCCAAAGUCAAAGGAAAAGUCAAGAAACCUGAUGUUGACAUAGAAACUUCAGCAGUAGAACUGGAUGUAGACACACCCAAUAUCCAUGUCAAAGAAACAAAGAUAAAGAAGCCUCUUUUUGGUAAGCUUCAUUUUCCUGAUGUGGGAUUUGAUAUCAAGUCACCAAAAUUGAAAGGAGAUGGAUCUUUAUCAUCAUCUGCUAGUUUGAACACCACAAUUGAGGGUUCUGGUAUUGAGAGUCCCAAUGUUAGUUUGGAAGGGCCAGAUGUGAAAUUAAAAACACCUAAUAUUAAAAUGUCAAAUGUGAACGUGUCUACUCCUGAUGUUGAUGCAAAUCUAAACAGACAAGGGGGGGCAACCAUGUCUGCAGGUUUUAAAGGCCACCAAAUGAAUGUGAAAGGUAGUGCUGAUAUUGAUACAGGUGUUACAGGGGGUGGUGCAAUUACUGGCCUUCAAUACCCAGAGGGCACCGUAACAUUUCCCAAAAUCAAGGUGCCAAAGUUUGGUAUUGCUCUGCCCAAGGUGGAGCGCCAGAAGGGUGAAGGAAAUGAUGAAUCAGAACUUGUGGCUAGUGGCGGCAUAAACAUACAACCUCUACCAAAUGUUGAGGUUCCCAGUCCAGAAUUGAGGCAAAGGGAAGGCAAGGUAAAGGUCAAGAUGCCAAAAUUGUUUGGCAAAUCAAAAGCAAAGGGCAGUGCAGGUGAUCUUCGGGGAUCAGAGGUUGAAUUGAGUACUAGUGGAAAAGGCAGUAAGGUCUCUAAAGACUUAAGUGUACAUACUGGAGAACUGACAGGUGGAAAAUUUGAAUUAGAAGGUGAUUCUGGACUAAAUGUUUCAACCAAAGGCAAGUCAGCUUCACUGGACCUUUUUAAGAAAUCAAGACAUCGGUCUUCUUCUCUGAGUGAUGAGGGGGGGCUUGCAGGUAGUUCCCCUUCAGCUCACUUAGAAGCAGAGGGUGGUGACAUUUCAUUAGACCUAGGAGGAGCCAAGGUGAAGGGAAAGAAAGGCAAGUUGAAGUUUGGCACCUUUGGAGGUUUUGGUUCAAAGUCAAAAGGCUCAUAUGAAGUGACACUUGGUGAGGACAGUGAAGCAGGAGUCGAGGGUAAUGCAGGUGUUUCUCUACCCUCUAAAAAAUCAAGAUUGUCUUCAUCUUCCAGCAGUGACAGUGGUUCAAGAGGUGGUUUCAGGUUCCCAAAAGUUGAACUAACUGUUUCACCAAAAAAAUGAUUAAUUAUGAGGCAAAUUAAACUUUCUCAUGUACACCCAAAUACCUUCUCUCAAUAGAGCAAAUCCUUCAAACCCGCUCUUAAAACCGGAGGGGAAGAUUUCAUCUCAUUGUUGUAAACUAAGAGUAUGUUUCAUUAAUUAGACAGGAGUACAUGAGAUUGUUUAAAGUCCCUUCAAACUGUAAAUAAGAUUAAUUUGUAUUGUAAUAAAUAUUGUUUUUUUGUACAUAGUCAAGAUUUAUUAAACAUAUACCAUCUCACCAAAUUUUCACUAAUAGUUUAUUACAGGGUUUGUCAAUUUGGCAUAUUUCAUUCUAUUAAAUGAAAGUUAAUGAAUGGGUGUGGUAUAUUUGUAUCCAGGGGUCUAUUGCACAGAACAGACAGUUACAAUAGCUUUUCUGAAGGAAAAUGUUGUUUAUACAUUCAUAAACAAAUAUAAACAGUUAUCAUUUUUUAUGUAUGAAAUAAUUUUUAUUUUCAAGCUUUGAUAUUAUAUAAUCAGUGCAGAAGCAUUUACGCAACAUAGAGCUGGCCCUAUAUAACAUAUUCUAAAGAGUGAUGGUGUUGUAUAGACCAUAAUUGCAUAGACAAUCUGUUUGGAAACUAUCAACUCUCUAAAGUGCUGUCAGUGCCUUCCCAAUCUUUUUUGAAGUAAAUUUAUUCACCUUUAAAUUCUGUGCCAUUUACCAAAAGUAUGCAUUUGCUUCUUUUGUUUUUAAUUGUUUUGCUUCCUUAUACUGUGUCAUUUUCUGUCUUACCUGUUUUAUGAUUCUCAGUAUUUUUUUCAUUGUCACUCUUUUUGUACACACACUUCAUGAUUAUGUGAAAUGUCACAAAUAAAAAGUCACUUUUUGAUGUCAUUUGUUCGCUAACAUCUGUGUUGCAUGAGAGUUGCAUAGUUUUGAUCAGGCAUGACAAAUUUAUAGAGAAUGAUUCUUUGGGUCUUUUCUUUUGUGUGCAUUCUGCCAAAUAAACUACAUU